AUGGUUGAUAAUAAAUUCAUAUCUAUACACAAACAAUGGCAUUCGAUUCUAGGCGAAACUAUACAAGUGAUUGAACCUUAUCAUCAUGUCAAACUCUGCAAAAUCAUUGAACCUCCACGAUUACCGACUUCUAAAAGUUAUGAAACUAUAUCUUCAGUUCUUCCAUACAUUCGACAGAAAAAAAAUCGAAUGUCUCGAUUUGAUUGUGUUGCUAGUUUGUUUGCUUCCGCUGAAAGUACCGUAGGUCAAGAUAUGUUUCGAACUUUAUCUCAGUUUCCAAUCGCAUUUCCCUUAAUAAUUCCUAAAUUAGAUGAAACAGAUAAAUUUAAAGUGAUGCUUCCUUUGUUUACUGGUCCAGUUAUCAAAUGGGAAACUACACCUGGAACGAUCGUUGAAAACCACCUUUUCAAUGAUCCAUUCAAAUUGAUUGUUGCAGUUCGAAUUGGAAUAAAUAGGCAAGGAAAAAGCAUUAUACUUAAUCAAUUGAUGACUUCAAAUUCUAUGUUCUCUUCACGUUCUGAACCAAGAGCAGAAUAUGGAAUUCCACAUAUGAUUGAUGGAAGCGUUGAAUUUACUUGGUUGACUCAAGAGACAUGUAUAGUGAGUCUAUGGAAUGAUGUCUUUGAAGACUACUAUAAAAAAGGAGCGAAUAAAGAAAUUGUAUUGCUUGCAAAUUUACACGGUGAUGCUUUAAAAUAUCCGGAUCAAAUUAAAUUUUUAAGGCAAUAUCCUUCUAGUUUUUUGGUUUUUUUAAUGCCUGGGUAUACUCAAAAUCAAAUAAAUGAUUUCGAAAAACUAGUUGGUUCUAGAAAAGUGGUAUAUGGUUACGUAAAUCAUCGAAAUGUCAAAGAUAAAAAGAAAUACGUAAUCGAUACUCAUCAGUUAACGAUAGAUAAUACGUUAAAAAGAGUGCGCAUGAUGUUCAAAGAGGCAUUAGAUGCUCCAAUGUUUAAUAUUAUUGAUGAAUUAAGUCUGGGAGAAUCACUUCAAAUGUCUGAAGGUAUUGAGAAUGUUGAAUCUCAUAGUUUGAUAGAUUUUGUUAAGGACAAAAAAUGCCGGCACAUUAAAUUAAAUGUUUUUCAACUUCAAAGAAAACAACAAUCAGAAGAUGGUCUUCAAAUUUGGCAAAAUAAUAGUGAAUUACAGGAAUUAACAUACAUGUAUAAAAGGAUUUUAAAAUUACCUCUUGGUGUGAGAAUGCGAGUUCUAGCACACCUUGAAAGAGAAAUUUCCAGAAUAUCUAUGAUAGAAUCUGCUGAAGCUCGUAAUCGAGCUGUAUUAAAAAAAAAUGAACUGCGUAAAUCUAGUUUGAGCAAUAGAGGUCAAGAAAAUGAAAAAAAAAUUCGUGAAGAAAUUGCAAAAAUUUGGGAAGAAGUUGAUCAUGUGAGUUUGGGUUUAGAGCACUUUUUCCGUGAAUUGGGACAAGUUUACAAAAUUUUUUCUGUUCAUUAUCAAAAUAAUGAUAAUGAAAUUAUUACAAAAUUACCAGAACUUUAUUCAGAGUUAUUAAUUGGUGGUCAAACUAUAGAAUUACUUGAUGGAGAUGCUGGAUCUAUAUCUGAAGCUUGGUUCUCGGCAAUUUGUGGACAUAUUUGUAGAAGAUUUCCUAAACUUAAAAUUUUUGUAAUUAGUAUACUUGGCUUACAAUCAUCAGGAAAGUCCACUCUAUUAAUUGCUCUUUUUGCAUGUAGGUUUGCUGUUUCAGUCGGACGUUGUACUAGAGGUCUUUUUAUGCGACUAUUAUUUUUAGAUAAUGAUUUAUCUGAAAAACUUAAUAUCGACGCAUUUAUAUUAAUUGAUACUGAAGGACUUGGCGCACCAGAAAAGAUGGAUGAUCCAGAAUUAGAAAAGAAAGAUCGAAUAUUAGCAACUUAUGCAAUGGGUGUGAGCCAUUUAACAAUUCUUAACGUACUUGGGGAAUCUAUGCGAGACUUGACUGAAAUUCUACAGAUAGCAAUUGUCACAAUGGCACGUCUUGAAAAGGCUGGAAUGUCACCUGACAUCCUUAUGGUACAACAUAUUUCUGAAAGAAAUGUAUCAAGGCUUUCUGAACCAGAAGAAAAAUUUCGGGCAGCUCUUGCGGAUGCUUUAAAAAUAGCUGAAGAAAAAGAUAUUGAGAUGGGAAUAUCUAAUAUAGAUUGUCUUCAAAUCCUUGAUGAAAGGAUCAGAAAAGGUCAACUUCUUAAACAAUUUCGACCAUUUAAAAAUGGUGCAACUGCUUAUGCUCCACCAUCAGAGCAAUAUCAUGAGGAUGUUGUCAAUUUAUAUAAUUCUAUAAUUGAAGACUGUAAGAAAUCUAAAGACAAAAUUGAAUUUUCGGAGUGGCAUUCAUUAAUUCAGAAUUAUUGGAAUGCAGUCUCCCAUGAAGAUUUUGCUGUUCGAUUCAAAAAUAUUAAAGAAAUUUACGAAUUUAUUGAUCUUGGCAAACGAAUUGCAAGUUUAAAAGAAACCAUUGACAGGUCAUUCCAAAAACAUGAAGAAUUAAUUAAGCAAGAAAUUCGUUCUAAUCUUCAAAAUUGGUCCCCCAAUGACAUGAGUGGUAAGAAAGAUGAAAUCCAAGAUAAAUGUUUAAAUUUGAUUGAAAUAGAGCUAAAGGAGGUUCCAGAUUGUAAUAAUCAAAGUACAAACUGUGAAGAAUGUUUGAAAACCCAUAAAGAAAGAAUCGAUUUAGAUGAAUACCUUAAAAAUAAAAAGAAUGUAAAGUGUGAAACGGAAACCAUACAAACAAUUAUAAAAUACAUUAACCUCAAUCGUAAACAUAUAUCUGCAAGACUUGAGCAAUUGCUUAAAGCUAGUUUUAUCAGGAAAGGUAUUUCAUCUGAGUCUCUUGAUAUAAUCAACAAGAAUUUAGAAAAUAUCUUAAAAAGUGUGCCAAAUUGUAAAUUUUCCGAUUAUGAUCGUAAACAAAAAGUUGAACAAGUGUGGGAUUCACUUCGAAAUCAUAUAUCAUCGAGAGAAAAUGUCAUAUCGAUAGCAAAAGAAAUAGAUAAAGAGGUUGAAAAGGAGUAUUGUUCUAACUCAGAUCUUUUUGGUAAAUACAAAGGCAAUAUUCUCCCAGAUUUAUCUAAACACAAAGCAUAUAAAAUUUAUAAAAUUUUUGAUAUAUAUAUUGAAUCGAAUGAGCUCAAGAUUCUCCAGAAUAAGCUUGAUAAUUUGAUAGAUAUAAUCUUUAAAGAACGAGCUGCUUAUUGUUUUUAUCAAGGAAUUGUUCGUGAUCUCAGAAAAGAAAUAUCCAUUAUUUUACAAGAUUAUUUGCUCGAUUUCAAAUGGAAUGGCCAUUUAUAUGCUUUGUUGAAGUUUAAACCAAAAAUGAUAAGAUUUCAAAAAGAAUGGGAUAAAGAAAAUACACCACUCGGCAUGCUUGAUCAAAAGAAAGAUGAAUAUUUAAAGAUAAUUGAUACUCGGCUUCAAUAUGGACAUAGGUUAAUUGCUGAAAGCCAUAUUGCUGGGGAUUACUUAUUGAGUGUUAUUUAUAAAAAAGCAAUGACUGCGGGAAAUCGUGUACGAGUAGAUGAAGUGCUUGGCCUUUCUUGGUUGACCAAUGCCGAAACAAUCAGACUCAAAUAUUUUGAAGAACUUGCUAGUCAAGUUUAUGCUGGUAAUAAAAAAGAGGCUAUAGAAUACUUUUUGCGUCCAAAAUUGUGCAUAGAAACUUGGUUCAAAAGUCAGGUUAAUUGUCAUACAAGUGGAAAACCAAAAAAAAAAUAUGAAGAAACCUAUAAUGCAGAAUAUAAACGAGUCUUACAGGAAAUUCGAAAUUGCCAGAAUUUUGAGGAUUUAAAAAAAUUUAUAAACGAUUAUAUGUCACAAGUUGAAAAUGUGGACUACAAAUUUGACCUUAAUGGAACAGAAAGUGAUUUAAAAAUGUUGCGUGAAAAUAUAGAGAAAAAACUUACAACUAAAGGAAUUCCAAGAAAUGACUUUCAAAACCCGUCCGACGAUAAAACAGUUAUGGGAAGGAUUGGGUGUACGGAACCAUGUUUUUGGUGUGGAGCUUUAUGCUGGGGAAAUCGAGAUCAUCAUAAUGAUAUUAGUUCAAUAAAAAUACAUCAUACUAGUCAUCAACCCAAAGGACUUGCACGCGUAACUAUGCGAAACUCAGGUGAACUUAUUUCUGCAUCAUGUCAUAAUUUAGGGAGUACUUGGAAUGUGUGGUUUCGUGGUAAGGGCCCAAUAAAUUGGGAAGUUGCAAAAACUAAUGAUUUUAGUGAUUGGAAAUUUGACGCUCACUGUAUUUAUCAUUUUAACGAUCUUAUGUGCUGGUUUUUUGCACAGUUGCAUGAAGAUUUGGCAAAACAUAGAAAUGAUGCAAGACCAGCAUCUUCUAACAGUUUGAGGGAAUACGGUUUUGUUGAAUUAGAUUAUAAUAGUAUUAUGAGCAAACUUAGAACAUCAAUUAAAUAA
Molecule: messenger RNA, 4404 nt
Organism: Funneliformis geosporum
Lineage: Eukaryota; Fungi; Glomeromycota; Glomeromycetes; Glomerales; Glomeraceae
Source: the annotation of a GenBank genome assembly